UUUCGAGCAAACAUUAAUGCUCCCAACCUCGCGGUCCGUAUAAAUACAGUGGAGCUCGGUGUACCUGAUAUCAUUGUCUGUUACAUCCUCAACCGAUCCGUAGCAAGUGAUAAACAUGAAGAGCUUCGUGUUUGCAAUCUUGGUCACUGCUUUCGUGGCAGCCGCAUUUGGGGAAGUGGUCGAGGAUUCAGAUCAAUUAUUGCGUCUUCCUCGUGAAGCUGACCCAGCUAAACCCAACCGACCGAUCUAUAUUCCUCCACCGAGACCACCCCAUCCGCGACUCCGUCGUGAUGCCGACCCGGAAGCCAAACCAGAAGCUGAACCCGGUAAACCUAGUCGUCCAGUCUAUGUUCCUCCACCAAGACCACCUCAUCCGCGUCUUCGCCGCGAAGCUGAUCCCGGUAAACCUAGACCUAAUCCUAAGCCAAUACAUCUUCCUGGACCUAGACCACAUCCGCGCCUUCGCUAAAUCUGGCGUCAAUGGGUUUUCUACAUCCAUCCUGGUGGCAGCUACGAUCAAUAUAACAACGUAACGAUGACGGCCACAAAACUAAUUUUAUUUAUUGUUAAGAACAAGUCUCUGAUCGAAUAUAUGUAUAUGUACAUGUCGUGAAAAUUAUGUU
Messenger RNA from Ceratina calcarata, 623 nucleotides. RefSeq names its product apidaecin 1 (gene Apid1). Lineage: Eukaryota; Metazoa; Arthropoda; Insecta; Hymenoptera; Apidae. The transcript has 6 exons. The coding region runs from base 116 to 469 and encodes 117 amino acids. The record is from RefSeq and is a predicted model, not a curated record.